UUAAAUUAUACAAAGUAAGGCCCACUUCCUGGUACACUAGACACUUGAAAUUUUGCACAACUCUAGAUUAGUUCGUGUAACGACUAGAAACCGCCUAAAACCUGGCGAUUUCUUCAUUUAAUAUAAUCUAAAAUAUUCAAAAUGGCUGACCAGUGCAGCUUUUUCUCCUAAGCUCUGUAACGCUUAAACAAGAGGUCGGACCUCAAAACCAACCGCAGAAUCGAAAGACAGAAUUUAAUUUUCUACAAGUAAGUACCAGUCACUUUUUUUCGUAUCUCUUGCGGUUACGUCCCAAAACGGCUUCAAAGUAAAAAGUGUUCGUUAAGUCUGGAAAAUCGAGAAAGUUAACUCCCUGGCAUAAACUAAUCUUGGACCUAACUUAUCACCAAAUUAUUCUUCAAGCCGAUUUUUGGUAACUCGUCACUUAAGGGGCCUGGAGGCAUCGUAGCAUAGACGUUAAAAAGUAGCAAAUUCUUAAAAGAGCUAAACGGCGCAGUCUUUUCUCCCAAGCUCAAACAUUUAUAUAAUAUUGAUUAAAAAAAAAUCAGAGGAAAAUUAAAAUAUAAGCGCUGAACUCAUCACUUCAAAUUGCAGCCCGUUCUUUGUGAUGGUGGUGGGGGAACCUACCUCUUGCCAUCCCCACUACUGUGACCGGGGAUGACCGCAUGCUACCUGAGGCGGUUGGACACAGACCCCGUCAGUUGCCCGUUUGUCAGUAUCCAGGUGACAGUGUUUGAGUAGCGUUCUUGUUUUCAAGAAAGUAUACACUUUAAAGAUAUCUUGUUAUUUGAAGACUGUAGUUUACACAGUGUUUUUAUAAAAUUAUAAGGCAGUGUUAAUAUCCAGAGGAAUUUAGAGACUCGUUGUGACUUUGAGGGAAAAACUUCCAUACCCGCUGACCUGUAGGAUCAUAGAACUUUUUCUAGUUCUGAACAUCUUCAACAAAUAAAUCAUGGGCCGACGCAAGAGUAACAGAAAGCCUCCUCCAAAAAGAAAGGCGGUUGAGCCCUUGCUAUUGGAGUUCAACUGCCCAUUCUGCAAUCACGAGGGAUCGUGUGAUGUGACGAUGGAUAGAGGACGUAGAUCUGCGAAGAUAGCGUGUCGAGUUUGUUUCGAGGACUUCCAGACAACCAUCCACUUCUUGACAGAGCCUAUUGAUGUCUACAAUGAUUGGAUAGACGCGCGUGAGACUGCCAACUGAAUCCCCACUGCGUAUGCAUUGCGGAUCUGGUUGGUGACUGAAGAAUGAAAAUUAUCAAUAAGGGCAGUUUUGUAUCUUUUUUAUUAAUAAAAUAUUGCAUGUAUUGUAUAGUUAUGGCUUGAUAUGGAUAAAAUUGUAUUCACAUUAUUUAUAUUGCAUAG
Messenger RNA from Homalodisca vitripennis (glassy-winged sharpshooter), 1362 nucleotides. RefSeq names its product transcription elongation factor 1 homolog. Gene Ontology annotation, biological process: transcription elongation by RNA polymerase II. Bases 953 to 1201 code for a protein of 82 amino acids. Gene Ontology annotation, molecular function: RNA polymerase II complex binding. The record is from RefSeq and is a predicted model, not a curated record. NCBI's taxonomy places the organism in Eukaryota, Metazoa, Arthropoda, Insecta, Hemiptera, Cicadellidae. The transcript is spliced from 4 exons. Gene Ontology annotation, cellular component: transcription elongation factor complex.